This is a messenger RNA of Hyposmocoma kahamanoa, 1315 nucleotides long. RefSeq names its product nuclear speckle splicing regulatory protein 1. NCBI's taxonomy places the organism in Eukaryota, Metazoa, Arthropoda, Insecta, Lepidoptera, Cosmopterigidae. Gene Ontology annotation, biological process: regulation of alternative mRNA splicing, via spliceosome. The record is from RefSeq and is a predicted model, not a curated record. The transcript has 5 exons. The coding region runs from base 161 to 1285 and encodes 374 amino acids.
GCAAAGAAUAGAGUAAUACGCAUGUAAUACGGGAGGAAUCAGGAACAGGCACAGCAACCACGGCACCGACCUGCUAUGUGUGCUCGCAAUUAUAGAUUAUUUUUUGAUAGCUCGGUGUAUUUUAGCGAAAAAAGAUUCGUAAUACUGACAGAAGACAAUCAUGUCUGCUAAUAAAAAGUACGGUCUUAUAUUACCUGGAAAGGACAAACCGCAGCCGCUUACAUUUCAAGCUUCUCGGAAUGUGUUCGGAAAUGAUUCCGACUCUGAUGAUGAAAUUAGGAAAAGACCUGCUUUACUUCGACCCAGUCACAACAUAAACAGACAGGCAAAAAUAUCUCAAGAAAAAGCUAUAGAAGAAGAUCCCACUGUGUACCAGUAUGAUGAAAUAUAUGACUCCAUGGCCAGUAAGAAGGAGGAAGAGAAGACUAAGGGCAAAGAAGAAAAGAAGCCGAGAUAUAUCGAGAACUUGUUGAAAGCUGCCACCAAGAGAAAAAUUGAAAAUGAGAGAAGGAUUGAAAGACAGAUUCAAAAGGAAAGGGAAAAGGAAGGGGAUGAAUAUGCUGACAAAGAAGUGUUUGUCACUUCAGCUUACAAGAAGAAGCUCGAGGAGAUGAAACUGGAAGAAGAAAGAGAGAAGCGGGAAGAGUACUUAGAGAGCAUUGGGGAUGUCACUAAACAGAAAGACUUAGGUGGAUUCUAUCGACAUUUGUAUGAACAAAGGUUGGGAUCAGAUAAGAAUAAAGAAGAUGAUGAAGCAAAUAUAGCUGUAGGUAAACUACAGACUCAAAAUAAUGAAGAUGAAAAAUCACCAGAAAAACAAGAAACACAUAGGAAAAGGAAUUACAGAAAGCGAAAAUCUUCUGCUGAUUUAAAGAAAAAUUUAUCUGAAGGAGAGAUUGAUGAUUCUGAUGAGGAAAUUAACCGUUUAAACAUCACUGAUAUUAGAGAAGCGAAGAGGACUAAGAAUUAUGCUGAGCUUGAUGCAGAUUCAGACUUCUCUGUUGAUGAUCCCAGUGAUGAAGAUGUCGAUAAUAAGGAAAGUGUUAAAAAAUCACCAGAGGUAACUCCAAAACCACCACCAUCAAAUGAUACAUUCAAAGAACCUGCUCCCAAAGUGGAAUCUAAAGAUACAGAGUCCAAGAGCACGAAGACUAAAGAGUCAAAGGAUGAGCCAGUUCCGCCACCUAAGCCUAAAAUUGAUAUAUGGAAAAAGAGAACUGUAGGUGAUGCUUUUGUACAAGCUGUAAAGAGAUAUUAUGAAAGAAAAGCAGCUAGAGGUUGUUAACAAAAAAAUGUUCUUAACAUGGAUAAUUUU